AUGGUUCUUGAGGCUCAGCUUCAGCAGGCGGCGCUCCUGAAGAAGGUCGCUGAGUCCAUGAAGGAUUUGUGCAAAGAUGUGAACUUUGACUGCUCUGAGAAGGGCAUCGAGGUGCAGAGCAUGGACAGCUCGCAUGUUGCCCUUGUGUCAGUUCUGCUUCGAGAGUGCGCUUUUGCAGAGUUCAAAUGUGACCGCCCGGUCUCAUUGGGGAUGAACAUUGACUCGCUGACCAAGAUCCUGAAGAUGACCGCGACCAACGACUCUCUGAAGAUUCGCUACCAGCAUGACGCAGACACUGUGAAUUUCCAGUGUGAGGGCUCUGAUGAUCGCAUCGCAGACUUUGAUCUGAAAUUGAUGCAGAUCGAAAGUGAGCACAUGGAGAUUCCGGAGCAGCAUUACAAGGUAGUUGCACGCUUGCCUUCUGCUGAGUUCCAGAAGAUUUGCCGGGACUUGAAGGAGUUUGGCGAGACCAUCCAGAUCAGCGCCAGCAAAGAAGGCCUGAAGUUCAUGGUGCAGGGUGAUCUCGGAAGCGGCAACGUGGUCUUGAAGCCCAGACAAGGUGACAAGCCAGAGGACACAGUGACGCUUACAGUGCAUGAGCCCGUGUCUGCUACCUUUGCCCUGCGCUACUUGGUGAAUUUCGCCAAGGCAGAGAAGCUUUGCGGUGCAGUCGAACUGGGACUUGGUCCAGAUGCGCCGCUCUUAGUCAAGUAUGAUUUGGAGUCCGCAGACAAGGGCCACAUGCAAUUCUACCUCGCACCCAAGAUCGAUGAGUAA
This is a messenger RNA of Effrenium voratum, 777 nucleotides long. The record is from the annotation of a GenBank genome assembly. NCBI's taxonomy places the organism in Eukaryota, Dinophyceae, Suessiales, Symbiodiniaceae.